GCAGAACCAGCACGAGUUGCAUCUUCAAGAUCCUGGGAAGCUCACCUCACCUGGCCCUACAAUUAUCAUUACUAUCCUCCCUUCCCACACUGGGUAAUGACUCCAAUUGUCAUACCCUAGAGAUGACUUCUUGUAGCAUGCCUAACUCACUUAAAGAUCCUCCCCAGGGAGACUAUUGGGGGCUAGCACCCCUUUUUAUAGAAUGUCAGAGAGUCAGAGACGGAGGGGCCUUUGAGAUCACCAAGAGUAACCAGAAUGCUGAGGAACCGGGACCCUGUGAUUUCCAGUCACAGCUGGGAGUCGAAUCUGGGGGCUCCAAGAACUACCCCUGGGAAGAUAGGAAGGAAAAAUGCAUUGAUGAAGCACCUUUGGGCCAGGCAUUGAGCUAAGCACUUUACAAAUAUUAUUUUAUUUGAUCUUUACAACUCUUCUCUGCUGUUAUUAUCCUCCUUUUAAAGCUGAGGAAGCUGCGGGCAGACAGGGGUAAAAUGAUCUGCCCGAGAUCACAUAACUAUUUGGGGCUAGAUUGAAUUUAGUGCUUUCUGACUCCAGCCCCAGCACCUGUCCACUGCACCAGGAAAGGCUAAGGUGUCCCAAGAGGCUCUGGAAAGUCAAAAUGGGGAUCAAGGGCUGAACAGGUCAAGGGGGUCAGUCACUUCCUAGAAGUGAAACCACUUUUGGAAUCUGCCCUCUGCCCCAGGGGUGGGGAUGGUGGAGGGUGGGACCCGUGCCCCGGACCAGGCCUCUUGAUGACUGGUUGGCUUCUUAGGGGGAGGGGGAGGAGAUGCAAGCUCCUUCCCUCUGGCCUCUUCCAGGAGCCGAAACCCUAGGUGUCCCUAGUGUGAGUGGGAGCUGCUGACUGCUUUGGACACCUGGGCCCUCCCCUCUUCCCUCCCCCACCUCCUUCUACACCUAGGUCCCAAAGGCCUGGAUUAGAAUAACAUAAACACUCCCCACCCUAGUGGCCAGAGGAGUAUUCUUUUUUUUCUCCUCCCUCCUUCCUGGCCCCGCCUCCACCUUUCCAGUCCCAGUCACUUUACCGCCUUUCCAGCCUUUCCUCCCGGUUCUACUAUCCUUCCACUCCCCCUUCCCCUACCAGCACAUUUUCUGAAAAGAGAAACUCGGGAAUCUGGCCCCAGUGUCCUGGACCCUCAGCUGUCACCAGAAAGAGCCAGAUAUUGGACCCCAGGCAUUUGGGCCUCUCAUACUGGGGCUUUCCAGAUGUCAUGGACCUGGAUGUAUCCUUGCCCGACCUCACCAACUCCUCAGAUGACCCAAGCCCUGAGCCUGGGACCCCUCCUGGAACUCCUCCAGAGUCUGAUGCUCAUCUUCCCGGGGAACUAAAACGAUCCCAGCCCCUUUCCAUCCAGGCCAGCAGGAAACUUAGGGAGGAAGAACUUCGAGCCACAUCUCUGCCUGCAAUCCCUAACCCUUUUCCCGAGCUCUGCAGCCCGCCUUCUCAGUCACCCAUCCUGGGGGUCCCCUCCUCAGGGCGAGGGUUCCUCUCAAGAGAUAGCAGUGGCCCCCAUGUGGUGAAGGUGUACAGCGAAGACGGGGCAAGCCGUUCCGUGGAGGUGACGGCAGAUGCCACAGCCCGACACGUGUGUGAAAUGUUGGUGCAGCGGACACACGCCCUGAGUGACGAGAGCUGGGGGCUGGUUGAGUGCCAUCCCCAUCUGGCACUGGAGCGGGGACUGGAGGAUCAUGAGUCGGUGGUAGAGGUGCAAGCUUCCUGGUCUGUCGGGGGAGACAGUCGUUUUGUCUUUCGAAAAAACUUUGCCAAAUAUGAACUUUUCAAGAGCUCCCCACACUCCCUGUUCCCAGAGGUAAUGGUCUCUAGUUGUCUAGAUACCAACACUCGCAUGACCCAUGAGGAGCUCAUCCAGAACUUCCUCAAUGCAGGUAGCUGCCCUGAAAUCCAGGGUUUCCUCCAGCUUCGGGGAUCAGGACGCAAGCUCUGGAAACGUUUCUAUUGCUUCCUUCGACGCUCCGGCCUCUACUAUUCCACCAAGGGCACUUCCAAGGACCCCCGGCAUCUACAGUAUGUGGCUGAUGUAAAUGAGUCCAAUGUGUACCUAGUGACGCAGGGCAGAAAGCUCUACGGGUUGCCCACUGAUUUUGGCUUUUGUGUCAAGCCUAAUAAACUACGUAGCCCAAAGGGACUUCGCGUCUUCUGCAGCGAAGAUGAGCAGAGCCGCAGCUGCUGGGUAGCUGCCUUCCGCCUCUUCAAGUAUGGAAUGCAGCUUUAUAAGAAUUACCAGCAGAUGCAAUCCCGACGAAUUCGCCCAUCCUGGUUUGGUCCUACACCCCUGAGGAGUGUUUCAGACAAUACUCUGGUGGCUAUGGACUUCUCUGGUCAUGCUGGACGAGUCAUUGAGAAUCCCAGAGAAGCUCUGAGUGCAGCACUGGAAGAAGCCCAAGCCUGGAGGAAGAAGACAAAUCACAGAUACAGCCUGCCCACUCCCUGCCCAGGCAGCACCCUCAGCUCAGCCAUUCACCGUUCCCAGCCCUGGUUCCAUGGGCGCAUCUCUCGGGAGGACACCCAGAGGCUUAUUGGACAGCAGGGCCUGGUUGAUGGUGUGUUUCUAGUACGAGAGAGUCAGCGCAACCCCCAAGGCUUUGUCCUUUCCUUGUGUCACUUGCAGAAGGUGAAACACUAUCUCAUCCUUCCGAGCGAGGAGGAGGGCCGCCUCUACUUCAGCAUGGAUGAAGGGCAGACACGUUUUACUGACCUCCUGCAGCUGGUGGAGUUUCAUCAGCUUAACCGGGGCAUCCUGCCUUGCCCACUCCGUCACUGCUGUACCCGGGUGGCUCUCUGAGUGGUGAUUCUGACAAUUCUUCCCUCCCACAGAGAGAGGGAUCUUGUCUCUCUCAUCCUCCCCUGCCCAUGGCCAAAACUACAGGGGGAUCCUUCUCUUCCUCCCACCAAGCCUGUACCUCAGCAGCCCUGGAAGACAUGCCCCCACUUCUGGCAGACUCCUCAAAGAAUAGGGUUUGUGAAUCAAUGCACUUUGGAUCUUGGUGGGAACACAUACAGGAGUAAGGAGCCUAUUCCUCUUCUCUCCUGCUGUGACUUCCUUCUCUUUCCUUCUUUAUUUUUUCUAGUUUCUUUUUCCUUGCCUUUUCUACUCUCUUUCAGUUUUCUGAUUCUCUUCUUCCUUCUCUCCUUCCCAUCCAGGCAUAGGAAUUUCCCCCUUCCCUUCUGCCGCCCUCUCAGCCCAAGACCUUAGGAAUGGCUUCUCCCCCUUCUCCCCAGCACUGAGCUUCUGGUUCUCUCAGUCUCUAAAGCUGUGGAGCCUGGGGCAGGGCAUUAUGAGAGAACUGGGAGGCAGGGGAUAGGGGCAUCCCCAGCCUUGUACAAAUUUAGUGGCCAGUUAAUCUGCCUUGUUUUAUACCAGUUACAAUAAAAAUUAUUUUUGGAUCUC
Molecule: messenger RNA, 3425 nt
Organism: Sarcophilus harrisii (Tasmanian devil)
Lineage: Eukaryota; Metazoa; Chordata; Mammalia; Dasyuromorphia; Dasyuridae
Gene: GRB7
Product: growth factor receptor bound protein 7
Exons: 15
Coding region: 1227-2819 (530 amino acids)
Biological process (GO): signal transduction
Source: RefSeq, a predicted model, not a curated record